UCCGCUGAGUGGCUCUUUCUGUUGUUGAGUCACCGGGGGAGACAACCGUUACUCAGCUGAGAAAAGCCGACACUCUCGUUAGAAGCUGCGCCUCUACUCCUCCAGUUUUCUUCUCUCGGCCUUACAGUCGUUACAUUAUCCAGAUAUUCUUCUCAACGGGAUUGAAAUGUUACAUUUUCGGUCAACGGUAGCGCUCAAGGAGUUAUUUCAAACGCAGCUGAAGCGUCCAUUGACAGGUAGAGUUGGUGUUAAAGCGACACCUGCAACCGCCGCCUGCUUCAGCACCCGUAGUUUGGAUGGGAGGUCGCCGGGCAGACGGAGUGCAUUUCCCCCGCAGCACUUCGCAAGAAGACACGGCGUUAGAAGCUUUUGCUCCAAGAGUGAUAGCCACAAUGAAACCGCCAAGGACUCGACAGAGAAGAGAAGGAAGGCAGGCAUCCUGCCCAGCCUGGAGGACCUGCUGUUCUACACCAUCGCAGAGGGCCAGGAAAAAAUCCCAGCGCACAAAUUCACAACGGCUCUCAAAGCCACGGGGCUUCGUACGGGAGACCCUCGGCUGAAAGAAUGCAUGGAGAUGCUGAAGGUUACGGUUAAGACGACGUCUGACGGAGCACUGGACCGACACCUCUUCAAAAAGUGUGUCCAGAGCAACAUUGUUCUGCUCACCCAGGCGUUCAGGAAGAAGUUUGUCAUCCCAGACUUCCAGUCCUUCUGCGCCCACAUGGACGAGCUCUAUGUCAAAGCCAAAAACAUGUCCGGAGGGCAGGUGGCCGACUACAUUCCCCAGCUGGCCCGCUUCAGCCCAGACCUGUGGGCCGUCGCUCUGUGCACCGUCGACGGACAGAGGCACACUGUCGGCGACACCAAGGUUCCUUUCUGUCUGCAGUCUUGUGUGAAGCCGCUGAAAUACGCCAUCGCCGUGCACGACCAUGGCACGGAGUACGUGCACCGCUUCAUCGGCAAAGAGCCCAGCGGCCUGCGCUUCAACAAGCUCUUCCUGAAUGAGGAAGAUAAACCACACAACCCCAUGGUUAAUGCCGGCGCUAUUGUCUGUACCUCCCUCAUCAAGCAAGGGGCAAGCAACGCUGAGAAAUUUGACUAUGUCAUGAACUUCAUGAACAAACUGGCAGGAAACGAGUACGUGGGCUUCAGCAACGCCACUUUCCAGUCGGAGCGCGAGUCUGGAGACAGAAACUUUGCCAUCGGCUACUACCUGAAGGAGAAGAAGUGUUUUCCAGAGGGGACAGACAUGACGUCCAUCCUCGACUUCUACUUCCAGUUGUGUUCCAUCGAGGUGACCUGCGAGAGCGCCAGCGUCAUGGCGGCGACUCUGGCCAACGGCGGCUUCUGUCCAAUCACAGGAGAGCGCGUGCUGAGCCCAGAGUCGGUGCGAGACACUCUGAGUCUGAUGCAUUCCUGCGGCAUGUACGACUUCUCCGGGCAGUUCGCUUUCCACGUCGGUCUGCCGGCUAAAUCGGGCGUCGCCGGUGGCAUUCUGCUGGUUGUUCCAAACGUGAUGGGCAUCAUGUGUUGGUCUCCACCGCUCGACAAGCUGGGCAACAGCGUCAGAGGCAUCCAGUUCUGCACGGACCUGGUUUCCCUCUGUAACUUCCACAACUACGAUAACCUGAGACACUUUGCUAAGAAACUGGAUCCUCGCAGGGAGGGGGGAGACCAGAGGGUGAAGUCUGUGAUCAAUCUGCUGUUUGCUGCCUACACCGGAGACGUCUCCGCCCUGAGGAGGUUUGCGUUAUCCUCCAUGGACAUGGAGCAGAGGGACUACGACUCCAGGACGGCCCUGCACGUGGCAGCUGCUGAAGGACAUGCUGAGGUAGUUCGCUUCCUGCUGGAGGCCUGCAAAGUCAACCCAGUUCCCAAAGACAGGUGGGGGAACACACCGAUGGAUGAAGCAGUCCACUUUGGCCACCACGAUGUGGUGACCAUCCUCCGCGAUUACCACACUCAGUACAGCCCUCAGGAAAGCACCGGCGACGACAAGACCAACGCGGAGAAGAACCUGGACGGCAUGCUCUGAUGGAAAACGCCCUGAGAAAAGAAGCUGGAUGGUCAACACAUUCUCACUCCCAUCGCGUCAAAAAAUGCGACGCUUGGUCAGGUGCCUUUGGCGUAAGUUACUUACUAAAAAAGUCUCCUUUGGCGUCACUAUUUGACGCUCUGGGUCGGGACCUUUGGCUUCACGUUUUUGACGCUCUGGGUCGGGACCUUUGGUGUAAAUCUUUUACGCUCUGGGUCGGGACCUUUGGUGUAAAUUUUUGAUGCUCUGGGUGAAAGUCCUGUGUUGCCAACCAUCCUCCUUACGCAGAUUUUCAGUCGUUCAUACUUCCCUCUACCGUUGUCUCUCUUAAUACUACGUCAUCUCUCUGCCCGAUGCGUUCCGUACAGACGCU
Sander lucioperca (pikeperch) is the source of this 2408-nucleotide messenger RNA. It is a transcript of the gene glsa, whose product is annotated as glutaminase a. Gene Ontology annotation, biological process: L-glutamine catabolic process. The transcript is spliced from 18 exons. The record is from RefSeq and is a predicted model, not a curated record. Gene Ontology annotation, molecular function: glutaminase activity; protein binding. Bases 167 to 2035 code for a protein of 622 amino acids. NCBI's taxonomy places the organism in Eukaryota, Metazoa, Chordata, Actinopteri, Perciformes, Percidae.